CUUCCUUAUUCCACUAAUUACCCGCCAAGACGCCUCUGGAAGGCGGGAGCAGCGGAAACGUCGGGGUGUUAUUGGGUACGCGGUCUAGGUUCCCUCCGUUUAGUUAAGGUAGAGGAGGGGGGAAGGGAACCGUUCCAAAACUGAAAGACGUAAUCCCGGCCCUCCGCGCCCAGCUCCAAUCGACCUAUUGCGCCUCCCCAUUACAACACCUGACACCCCGCGGUAAGAGGUAGGAGGCAAUACUUUCCCUCUCUCCUUCCCCCAAAAUCCCAUCUCAUCCCAACCUCGAACUUUGGUACCUUUUUCUCUCUACAAAGAUUUCUCGAGUUAUCUGAAGUAGCUGUCGAAACUAAGAAACUUUGUUUGUCCAUUCGCACAGUUACACACACCUCUUCCGCAACUCAUUCACCUACACCAAACAAUCUACCCCGAACCACAUCGAUUGAUUGAAAGGUCUCGCACCACCGAGAAGUUCUAAUCGUAUCUGAACAGCAUUACCACUUCUGCGCCUGCCUUGACUAUACUACACAUGGCCGACGAUUUCGCUCCCCCGUCGGGUCCCCCGCCUCCCAAGGCCCCCGAGGUUCCUCCCGGCUGGAUCGCUCGAUGGAACGACCAGUACAAAGAAUGGUUCUACGUAAACCUCCACACCAAGCAAUCCCAAUGGGAUAAGCCGACAGAGCCUGCCCUCCCUCCCCCUCCCCCACCAGCAGAAGACGGGCACCCGGGUGGCCCCCCUCCGGGUUACGCCCCGCGCCCCGGCGACCACCCGACGCCGCCGGUCGAUCAAAAGCACAACCCCUACGACCAGAAGGGCAACCCCUACGAGAACCAGUCCUCGACCCCGCAGCCGCCCGGCGCAGGCGGCUCCAACACAAUGUCCGAGGACGAGCGCCUAGCCCGCCAGCUCCAGGCCGAGGAGGAAGCCCGCGCUCGCAGCGGCGGCGGCGGCGGCGGCCACUCCCCCAUGCCGCCGGGCUACAACCUCCAGCAGCAGCAACACCAGCAGUCGCAGUCGCCGUUCCCCGACCAGCUCCCGCCCCGCGCGCAAGAGACAAGGGGAAAGAGCUCCGGCGGCUUCUUGGGCAAGCUGCUGGGCAAGGCUAAGACAGGCGGUAUGGGCAGCUCGAGCCACGCCCAGCCGCAGUACGGAGGGUACCCCCAGCAGCAAGGAUACGGUGGUUACCCCCCGCAGCAGCAGUACGGCGGUUACCCCCCUCAACAGCAAUAUGGCGGCUAUCCGCCUCAGCAGGGUUACGGGGGAUACCCUCAGCAGCAGGGCUAUGGCGGAUAUCCCCAGCAGCAAGGCUACGGCCGGGGCAUGGGCGGCAUGGGUGGAAUGGGCGGCGGUCGGAAACCCGGUGGCGGCGGCAUGGGUAUGGCGGGCGGUCUUGCGCUCGGUGCCGGUGCCGGUCUGCUUGGUGGUGCCCUGAUUGCGGAUCACAUCAAUGAUGAGCAGCAGGAGGCGUACGCUGAGGGAUACAACGACGGACAGGACAAUGAUGAUUUCGGCGGCGGUGACGACUUUGGAGGUGACUUCUAAGUGGCUGAUACUGGAUUACGGCCGGCUUAUUUUAAUGUACCUUACUAAAUGGAUCAUGAGAGAAUGGUUGGCAGGUAAAGGAAUGGACUAGGGCGGGUUUCAGGGGUCAUAAAUCUGCGUCUAAUAUGCGUUCUUCUCAUGAGUAAAAAGAGCCCCCAU
Messenger RNA from Colletotrichum scovillei, 1702 nucleotides. RefSeq lists its product as uncharacterized. The coding region runs from base 530 to 1543 and encodes 337 amino acids. NCBI's taxonomy places the organism in Eukaryota, Fungi, Ascomycota, Sordariomycetes, Glomerellales, Glomerellaceae. Gene Ontology annotation, molecular function: protein binding. The transcript has 3 exons. The record is from RefSeq and is a predicted model, not a curated record.